Colletotrichum gloeosporioides is the source of this 261-nucleotide messenger RNA. RefSeq lists its product as uncharacterized. The record is from RefSeq and is a predicted model, not a curated record. The transcript has a single exon. Lineage: Eukaryota; Fungi; Ascomycota; Sordariomycetes; Glomerellales; Glomerellaceae. The coding region runs from base 1 to 261 and encodes 86 amino acids.
AUGAAGAAUCUGGUAGACUCUGAAACCUUAGUUGCAGAAAAUGAUUGGACGUUUGGCCAAAUUAUUUCUCUAGCAUUGUUAUCAUCGUCUCUAUUUCCAAUCUUGGAAUUGCUAUACAAAUCUUGUGCAACUGGUAAGCACAAUCAAACACUUGACACGAGAGUAUCAAAAUUCAACUACUUAUCCGUAUUUGCAGAAAUCGACCGGAAGGAUAUUGGGACACAGACAAGUCCUUUAACUAUCCCCUCAAUCCCAUGUUAG